AUGUCGGUGAGGAUCGAGCCAGGAAAAGCUUUCUUCCCACCAGCUUAUAUUUCAUCACAAUCCCAGAUCAUUAUUUCUUUUAGUAACCAGGAAAAUACUCGCAAAACUCUUGUUUUUCGCAGUGAUCCCAAGAAAAUUGCUGAUUCAAACAAAGAAUUAGUAGACAUUUACGACAUUAAACAACGAGAAACAAUAUGUCCAGCAAGUCGAUAUGAUAGAUCAACUUUCCAUUUUGACCGUGAAAAAAUUGAUUUAUGGCCAAAUGGCAGUCAACAAGUGCUUUUAUAUUUUACACCACAAAUUGCGAAACAAUACGACGAAACAAUAUACAUUUGCACUGAAGACAACUCUUUUGUUUAUCCAUUUAGAAUUACUGGGCAAGGAUUGCCACCUGUAGCAACAUUUUUAACAGAUUGCAUUCAGGUUGGACAUGUAGGACUUGAUUCAGUUCUAGAUUAUAGAGUAGAACUCGCAAAUGCAGGACAAGUCGAUAUAGAUUUUGAAUUAGAACCAAAAGAUACAAAUGAUUUAGUUUUUCAAUUCAAUCCAUCCAAAGGACAUCUCAGACAAGGUGAAAAAUUACCAGUUGAAGUCAGAUUUAUUGCUUCGAAUGUUGGAGCUUUUAAUGAAACAUUUGUUUACAAAGUUAAAGGUGCAACGAAGUCACAUCCAACAAUUACAUUCACAGGUAAAGUUAUUGGACCUUCUUUCCAAAUAACACCGAGAGUUGUUAAUUUUGGAAAUGUAGGCUUAGGAUUUCUUUGUUCUCAGAAAGUUACACUCGAAAACAAAUCAGAAAUACCAUUCGAUUAUACAUUCGACAUUAAAACAGACGGAUCUCAUGAAUUGCGUGAAUUUUUGAUAAAACCUUCUCGAGGGCAUAUUGACAAGUUUUCAUCGAUAGAUAUUACAAUAGAAUUAAUACCUAACUCAGUAAGAAACUAUAAUUUAUCAUUACAGUUUGGAAUUGACAGAUUCCAGAAAACAAUUUUAUCAAUCCCGGUAAUUGCAAAUUGUGUAUGCCCAGAAUUAACAUUAAGCACAACAAAUCUUGAUUUCGGAAAUGUUUUCAUCGGUUGCCCAUAUACAAAAGAAAUUUCUUUACAAAAUAACAGUGAAUUUGCAGCAAGAUACGAAUUUAAUUCAUUUGGAGAGCAAAGAGUUGGAGAGCUAACAGUAGAAAAAGUUGGUGGUAUCGUAGAACCACAUUCUUCAUGUAAUCUCCAAGUAAUGUUGACAGGUAAAAUAAUUGGCAACGUAAAACUCGAAUGUUACUUCAAAAUUAUAGGUAGCGAGAAGCCACCAUUACAUCUAUCAGUCAGUGCAAUAUGUACUGGCCCAACAAUCCAAUAUUCUCUCAGUACAGUGAAUUUCGGAAAUAUCAACAUUCUCAAGAAAGAGACAAAAUCAAUUACAAUCUCGAAUAACUCAUUAAUACCUGCUAAAUUCAAAGCUGUCAUCGACCAAAUAACUCCUACUUUCGCUUCAGAUAUAACUGAAGGUGAAAUUGCACCAAAUUCAACAUUUACUUAUACUGUUUCAGCCACAGUUAAUGAUACAUUAACUUUCCAAGGCAAAUUGAAGUUUAUGUUUGAUUAUCUUACAGUUACACAAAUGCCUUUGAUAGCUACAGGCAUUGGAACACCAAUUAUUUCAUCAAUUGACAUGAGUGAAAUAAAUUUGGGAUAUAUUUUGACACAGCAACCAACGAAACUUAAUUUCACGUUAAAGAACGUGUCAAGAAGAAAUUAUGAAGUAAGAGUUUCACAUACGAAACCACAUGUUCCCAAAGAUUCACAAGCUGUUGUACAAUUAGCUGUUGAACCUGAUUUCGUCCAAUUAUCUCCUGAUGAAGAAUGCUACUUCGAAAUCACAACAAUGUGCAUGACAACUGUUGCUUUUACAGUUCAAAUUCAAGUAAAUGCAACAGUACAAAGAUCGAGAGUUGAAGUUUAUAACACAUUGAUGAAAGCAACAUUCAUUGAUCCUAUUGUUACAUUUUCAUCACAAAUGUUAGAAUUCAAACAAAACACUUUACAACCACAAAUAACUUAUGAAGAAAUAAGUCCUACAAUGGAUAUGAUGGCGGUAAUGACGAAACCUUUGACAAUAACCAAUAAUAACCAAAUUCCUUUACAAUGCGAAGUAGAUUGUCCACAACCUUUCUCAAUGCCAUCAACAAGCUUUACUUUGGAACCAUCACAAACUUAUUCUACACAAAUUGUUUUCGAUCCAAGUUUCAAGAACGAUUUCAACAGCGAAGUCAUUCAAAAGAAAUUAUCUUUCUCUUUCGAUGACCACCCGCAAAAACAAAUCGUUCAGUUGAAAGCUAUUGUUAAUUUCCCGAAUAUUUCUUUUGAUCAUGAAGGACCAAUUGAUUUCGGAACAAUGGUUUCCAAUACUGAACAAACGAAAACAGUUAAUUUAACAUGUGUUUUUGAUAAAGAUAUCGAAUAUAAAUGGGAAAUUUUGGGUUCAAUUGAUGAUGAAACAAAAGUUUUCGAUGUAUUUCCAAUUAGAGGAACGAUUGAAGCUCAAAAAUCAAUCCAAACACACUUCUCUUUCUUCGCUCAAGGAGCCGCUGAUGGAUCAACAAAGAAAUACAAAGCAAUUGCAGUUUGCCAUGUAAAAUCGGGUCCAGAUUAUACAUUUGAAUUAAGUGGAAGUUCUGCAACAAUUAAUUAUAAAAUUGAGCCAAAAUCAAUUGAUUUCGGAAAGAUUGAUUUCAUGUCAACAGUUUCUAAUGAAGUUGUCAUUGAUAACACAUCGAAUGUUCCAAUUUCUUUCAACAUAAAAAUACCAAAAAGAUCAAAAUUUUCAAGUUUCACAAUUACUCCAAUUUCAGGAAAAGUUGAACCGAAAUCAACACAAGAAUUAAAGGUAACAAUCACUCCAGGAACACCUAUUAAAUAUAACGAAUCAUUUACAAUACAAAUUGGCAAAUUCGAAGAUACACAAGUUUUAGUAAAUUUGGAUGCACAAUUUGCACAAGUUGAAUUAGAUAUUCCAAGAUCAUUUAGAGAUAA
This is a messenger RNA of Trichomonas vaginalis G3, 3026 nucleotides long. Its product is annotated as axonemal central apparatus assembly. The record is from RefSeq and is a predicted model, not a curated record. Gene Ontology annotation, cellular component: axoneme. Lineage: Eukaryota; Parabasalia; Trichomonadida; Trichomonadidae. The annotation marks the transcript as partial. Gene Ontology annotation, biological process: cilium movement; axonemal central apparatus assembly. The transcript has a single exon.